Nestor notabilis (Kea) is the source of this 445-nucleotide messenger RNA. It is a transcript of the gene RPL30, whose product is annotated as ribosomal protein L30. Gene Ontology annotation, cellular component: cytosolic large ribosomal subunit. Gene Ontology annotation, molecular function: RNA binding; structural constituent of ribosome. The record is from RefSeq and is a predicted model, not a curated record. Lineage: Eukaryota; Metazoa; Chordata; Aves; Psittaciformes; Psittacidae. The transcript is spliced from 3 exons. The annotation marks the transcript as partial.
AAAAAGUCCCUAGAGUCCAUAAACUCUAGGCUUCAGCUGGUUAUGAAAAGUGGUAAAUAUGUACUAGGAUACAAACAGACAUUGAAAAUGAUUCGUCAGGGCAAAGCGAAGUUGGUCAUCCUAGCCAACAACUGCCCUGCUUUGAGAAAAUCAGAGAUUGAGUACUACGCUAUGCUCGCCAAGACUGGUGUCCACCACUAUAGCGGCAACAACAUUGAAUUGGGCACAGCAUGUGGAAAGUACUACAGGGUGUGCACGCUGGCUAUCAUUGACCCAGGUGACUCUGACAUCAUCAGAAGCAUGCCAGAACAAACCAGCGAGAAGUAAAUGCUGUAAAGGAGUUAUUUCUACAAUAAAACUGGUUACAGAUCCAUUUUAAGAAAAAUUUGUAUUAUAACAUGGUUGGUUUUAGGGCACAAACUUUAUAAAGGAAGAUUCUUUACCA